ACGACAUUCUCUACGUGCACAUGCAGACAAUUGGCAUAAGUACUAAGUAAGGUCUCAGUCUCAAUGGGUCUUUGAGGCUGUCUAUCCGGCCAAACUUUCUUUCCUUCACCGUUUCACUUUCGUUCUUUUGAAUUUACUCUCCAUUCGCUUCAUUAGGAUCUUGAUUGGUCUGUACGCUCAUUUCUUGCUGGUCACGAUGAGAUUAUCCCUUUCCUCUCUGGCUGUGCUGGCCACUUCAUUCGUUUACCUUACGGGAACGUUAGCCUUCGAUGGACCUAGCUGCCCAGGUGCAGUACAUGAUGACACUUACUUUAGCGUAGUUGGUGUCCAAGGGUGUGGAAUCCACCCGCGACUGGAGUUACGUGAGCUUGAAAAGGACCCUACUAUGUGGAAUCUUUUCAUUCAAGCUAUGGCCAAGUUCCAAGCAAUGGAUCAGGCAGAUAAGCUGUCAUAUUUCCAAGUAGCUGGUAUUCAUGGUGCCCCAUUUGGACCAUGGGAUGGUGUAGAUGGCGAUGGACUAACAGGAUAUUGCCCUCAUGCAUCCAAUGUAUUUGGAACUUGGCAUCGCCCAUACUUAGCUCUGUUCGAGCAGAUUCUCCACGACCGAGCCGUGGAAAUUGCAAAUGCAUUCCCCCGGGGCAAUAUCCGAAAGGAAUAUCAGACCGCUGCAGAGAAGCUUCGCCUACCGUACUGGGACUGGGCCAUGAAUCCAAUUGAUGAAGAAGAAGGAUUCCAAUUUCUGAAUUGGAAUACUACCAUCAGGUACCCAUCAGACGGUUAUUCUCCCACUGCUGUGAGCCGCAACGACGAACUCAGUGAACGCAUUGGGGCCCAACAAGUCAACAAUCGCGACACGCUUUACAAACUCCUCACGGUAUAUCAGCCGUUCAAUCAAUGGAGUAAUAAGGCAAAUGGCGGGAAAAUUGGUAGCAUAGAGACUUUGCAUGAUGGCAUACACAAUACCUUCGGUCUUGGGCAUGUGGGUAUCGUGGAAGUUUCAGCUUUCGAUCCUGCCUUUUGGUUACACCAUUGUAAUAUUGACCGUUUGAUUGCGAUAUACCAGAAACGGUAUCCCGAUACAUACGUAGAGGACAGUCCUCAGGCGAAAGCCUCGUACUACUAUGCGAAGAAUAGCACACAGGGGCCUUCAUCUCCCCUCAAACCGUUCCAUAUGAACGCUAAAGGCGACUUCUGGACUUCCAACGUCGUAACAAACUGGGAGUCAUUUGGGUACACCUACCCCGAAUUAGUCGGCAACCCAGACAAUGCUACACUCACCAAAUCCAUCAACCGCCUCUACAAACCAGAUACCCAGGGUCUCAAGACCAACCAAACUCUCGAGACACGUGAUAGCAAUGGCAACAACACCGCCAAUGCAACCGACUGGAUGGUCGAAGUCAACAUGCCCUCCGACAUACAGAUCACCUACGCCGUUCGAGCCUUCCUAGGCGAGCCCAACCCAGACCCCCGACAAUGGCCAACCGACAAAAACUACGUCGGGCUGGUAGCAUCGCUCGCCUCACCCCGAACCGACUCCGACGUCAUCAUCACCGCCAACAUCGUGCUCACCGACGCGCUUGCCGAAAAGCACGCGAACGGCGAGUUGAAAAGCCUCGAGAAACACCACGUCGAAGCGUGGCUGAAAGACAACUUCCACUGGCGAAUCCAACAGGUCGACCUCACGGAGAUUCCGCGUGACAAUCCGCCCCCGGGCCUCAACGUGACGGUCGUGUCUGUGCCGAUACAGCUGCCGGAGGCGGACGACGAUGUUCCUGUGUGGCCGGGCGGUACGGCUGCGUUCGAAUACAAGCCAAAGGUGCAGGCGCCUCCGCCGGUGUAUCCGCCGAAUUCAACAGUGGGUGGUGGUAGAAAGGGGGGAAGCUGGAAUGGCACUUCUUGGAAUCCGGGUCUUGUCAAUGGUUCACAUGUUCCGGUGCCGGAAUCGAGGAAGCCGAAUGUUGUUACGCUCAUUCAGACUCAGGUAGUCACAGUUGAUCCCCCUGCUGCCACGGUGUAGCUUCCAUCGAUCUCGUGAAAGAGGUUUAGGAGUAUGCUUUGCACACUUUAUGAUCAAGUUUCUGCAUGGAUGAGCUAAUGAUUAUUUCAUUUCUUUUCUGAGGAGAUGGCGUUAAACCUUGUUCCAUUUCUUCGGAUGUGAUGGGCUUCCAAUGUUUUAGCUACCUAUGUAGACGAAUACUUAUAUUGACAGGUGCAUGCUAGUCAUGAACUAAAGUCAAUCUUGAAAGAGCAUAUGCUAGAAUGAUAUGAUGACUCUACUAGAAACAUGAAGCAACAAUUUAAUCAAUUGAGCGGCUAAAAUCAUA
Aaosphaeria arxii CBS 175.79 is the source of this 2324-nucleotide messenger RNA. Its product is annotated as Di-copper centre-containing protein. The coding region runs from base 197 to 2017 and encodes 606 amino acids. NCBI's taxonomy places the organism in Eukaryota, Fungi, Ascomycota, Dothideomycetes, Pleosporales. The transcript is spliced from 4 exons. The record is from RefSeq and is a predicted model, not a curated record. Gene Ontology annotation, molecular function: oxidoreductase activity.